Molecule: messenger RNA, 837 nt
Organism: Notodromas monacha
Lineage: Eukaryota; Metazoa; Arthropoda; Ostracoda; Podocopida; Cyprididae
Source: the annotation of a GenBank genome assembly
AUGGACGUCUUCAAAAUCGACAGCAGUAGCUUGCAGGCCAUUGGUCCAUCCUCCGGCUCGAGCGUCGGGAAAGUGACAGGCGUCACUUUCGACGCCUCGACGGACUUUGGGCACUUGUCGUUUUUCGACGACGCCCCGGUGCCGACAACGGCCUCGUCGUCGACGUCGUCCUCAUCGUCUUCGUCGUCGUCGGCGUCAUCGACGUCGUCGUCGCUUCCGCAGCCCAUGUGCAUCGUCAAGAAAGAAGAGGAAGGGAUGGACGAGUUUGAGGCGGAUGCGACGUCGUGUCUGUACGUUGACACUGGAGGCGGCGGCCAUUUGCGGGCUGUUGUCAAGAAAGAAGAUCCCUUUGAUGAGGACGUGUCCACUUGUGGGCUCUUUGCUGCCCAGGAUGUCGUUCACUCGACUCCUAUGACUCCGGAACAGGAUUCAUCCCAAGGAAUGUACAAGGAAUUGCCGCCGUACCCGUGCCAGAGCGAAGGGAUCAGUCCGACGGGUUCUGUCCUGUCAUCGUCGUCGUCGUCGUACGUGAUCUACGGGGAUGGCAGUGGGGCCAGCAUGGGCAUGAGCCCGACUUCUUCGGGUUUCUCCGUGCACCAACUGAGCCCAUCGCCCGGCGGCAAAGUGGUCACGAUGGCGCCCCUGACUCGACUAUACGCAGGUGGCGCCCAACAAUCCCAGCAACACGGCGGAAUCACGAGCCUCGUCACUGUCACUUCUGCUGGCCCAACAACUACUCUCAUGUCUCCGAAGCCAUCCACUUCUCUUGGGAAACCAGGAGCAAUGCGGAAGGAAUUGCCUAUUUGUCUAAUUAUUGCGAGUGACUCGAACAGAUGA